CACACACACACACACACACAACUCUUCACCUAUAUAAAUAUAUAUAUUCCCAUAAUUAUAACACCAAAAACCACCAACUAAAACACUUCUAUCAUCACUAGUUAUAACAAAUGGAUAACAUCAUCACCCAACAACUUGAGCUACCAGGCUUCCGUUUCCACCCAACUGAAGAAGAACUUCUCAACUUCUACCUUAGAAAGAUUGCCACUGGCAAACAACUUUGUUUCAAUAUCAUCGGCUUUCUUAACAUUUAUCAUCAUGACCCUUGGGAAUUACCUGGGUUGGCAAAGAUAGGGGAAAGAGAGUGGUACUUUUUUGUUCCAAGAGACAGAAGGCAUGGGCACGGUGGCAGGCCUAGCCGGACCACCGAGAAUGGAUUCUGGAAGGCGACCGGCUCCGACCGGCAAAUUCGGUGUCUGUCAGACCCCAAAAUUGUUUUAGGUCUCAAAAAAACGUUGGUUUUCUACAAGGGGAAGGCACCACGGGGACGCAAGACCGACUGGGUCAUGAAUGAGUACAGGCUUGCAGAUAGUGGUUCCUCCUCUAAGAUGAAGGAGGAGGUAGUGCUUUGCAAAAUUUAUAGGAAAGCAACUUCAUACAAGGUAUUGGAGGAAAGGGCAGCAAUGGAAGGACACUCCAGAAUGAUGAACCAUCUGAUGCCUUCAUCAACAACCCUAACGCAGGGUACCCCCUACUGUCAUGACCCACAAGACAUGUUUAGGGUAACAGCCACUGUCCCAAACAAUAUUGUUUGCAAGACAGAAGAAGGGCAGGACAAGGAAGUAAUUCCAUCUUCAUCUCUUGGAUUAUUGGGCUCCAUGAAGGAGAAGUUGGUGGAGCUUGAAGUACCCAAGUUCAGCAUGGAGUCGACCAUGGACCCGUUGUGGACCCAGCUGAGAAGCCCAUGGCUAGACAGUUUGAGUCCUUACGCUAAUAUGCUUAACUUUUAAAAGAAAGGAAGGUUUUGAUUUGAGUUUUGUUUUGUUUUUUUUUUUUUUUUUUU
This is a messenger RNA of Cornus florida, 1003 nucleotides long. Its product is annotated as NAC domain-containing protein 6-like. NCBI's taxonomy places the organism in Eukaryota, Viridiplantae, Streptophyta, Magnoliopsida, Cornales, Cornaceae. The transcript has 3 exons. Gene Ontology annotation, biological process: regulation of DNA-templated transcription. Gene Ontology annotation, molecular function: DNA binding. Bases 111 to 950 code for a protein of 279 amino acids. The record is from RefSeq and is a predicted model, not a curated record.